This is a messenger RNA of Sceloporus undulatus (fence lizard), 1793 nucleotides long. RefSeq names its product glutathione-disulfide reductase (gene GSR). Lineage: Eukaryota; Metazoa; Chordata; Lepidosauria; Squamata; Phrynosomatidae. The record is from RefSeq and is a predicted model, not a curated record. Gene Ontology annotation, biological process: cellular response to oxidative stress; cell redox homeostasis; glutathione metabolic process. Gene Ontology annotation, cellular component: mitochondrion; cytosol. The transcript is spliced from 13 exons. The coding region runs from base 47 to 1540 and encodes 497 amino acids. Gene Ontology annotation, molecular function: flavin adenine dinucleotide binding; NADP binding; glutathione-disulfide reductase (NADPH) activity.
UCCCUGCUUGCGGCCUCAGGGCAGGGAGCGGCAACAGGAGGCGGGGAUGCGGCGGCGACUACUAUUGCCCGGCCCGCGGUUCCUCUUCUGGGCCUCCUCCUGCUGCUGCUCAGCCUUCGCCAUGGCCCAGCUCCGUGCCUCUUCCUCCUCGGCCGCCUCCUUCGACUACCUCGUCUUGGGGGGCGGCUCGGGAGGCCUGGCCAGCGCUCGCAGGGCGGCCGAGUUGGGCGCCAGGGCGGCCGUGGUGGAAAAGGGGGCCCUCGGGGGAACCUGCGUGAAUGUUGGAUGUGUGCCUAAAAAGGUGAUGUGGAAUACUGCUGUCCACUCUGAAUUCAUCCAUGAUCAUUUAGAUUAUGGUUUUGAAAUACCCAGUGUAGCAUUUAACUGGAGAGUAAUUAAAGAAAAGCGUGAUGCUUAUGUGAAGCGACUGAAUGAGAUCUAUCAAAAUAAUUUGGACAAGGCUCGUGUAGAAACUAUCCAUGGCUAUGCAUCCUUCACAGCUGAUCAGGAACCCACAGUUGAAGUUGAUGGUAAAAAAUAUACAGCACCUCACAUCCUGGUAGCUACUGGUGGGCAACCUUUGAUCCCCAGUGAAAGUGAGAUACCAGGGGCCAACUUGGGGAUUACUAGCGAUGGUUUCUUUGAACUAGAAGAGUUGCCCAAGCGUAGUGUUAUUGUUGGGGCUGGAUAUAUAGCAGUAGAGAUAGCUGGAAUCCUUUCAGCUUUAGGCUCAAAGACAUCCUUACUGGUGCGUUACGAUAAGGUGUUGAGAAAUUUUGAUUCAAUGAUCAGUACAAACUGCACUGAAGAGUUGGAGCAUAGUGGUAUAGAAAUCUGGAAACAUUCAAAGGUUAGGUCGGUCACAAAGUCACCUUCAGGACGGCUAGCAGUAACUGUAGUGUCCUCUCCUCUCAGUCAAAAACCUACCGUUAAUAUCAUUGAUGAUGUUGAUUGUCUCCUGUGGGCCAUUGGUAGAGAGCCCAACUCAAAGGGACUAAAUCUUGACCAUCUGGAUAUUAAAGUAGAUGGAAUGAAUCACAUUAUUGUUGAUGAGUUCCAAAAUACCACCAGGAAGGGGAUCUAUGCUCUUGGAGAUGUAUGUGGGAGAGCACUUCUAACACCAGUUGCAAUAGCAGCAGGAAGGAAACUGGCACACAGGUUGUUUGAAGGUAAAGAAGAUUCUAAACUUGACUACACGAACAUCCCUACCGUGGUCUUCAGUCAUCCACCCAUUGGAACGAUUGGACUAACUGAAGAGGAAGCCAAAUCUACGUAUGGGGAAAAGAAUGUGAAAACCUAUACAACAAGCUUUGUUCCAAUGUAUCAUGCUGUAACUAAAAGAAAAACAAAAUGUGUGAUGAAACUAGUAUGUGCCACUGAGCAAGAGAAGGUUGUUGGACUUCACAUGCAAGGGUUGGGAUGCGAUGAAAUGCUCCAGGGUUUUGCAGUGGCUGUCAAAAUGGGAGCAACAAAGGCUGACUUUGAUCGAACUGUGGCCAUUCACCCAACUUCAUCCGAAGAGCUGGUUACGCUUCGUUAAAAAGCUAAAUAUGGCUGAAGCUUACAGAAAUAUUUUCUAAAUGAAAGACUAAUCUUUACAGAAUCAUGUUUUCUUCUUUACAUACACAGCUACCCCCCCCCUUUUUUUUCUCUCUUUUUUUUUUACUGCAGCUGAAAUGUGAUGGAAUUACUUUCCCAAGCACCAGGAAAUCUAUGCUCAAAUUGGUGUGGUCUGCCUACUUGGAUGAAAUAAAGUGUUUUAAUAAUUCUCACUAAAAGUGAGAGAGCUGAAA